GUUGUCGAGAGCUGCUAUGGCGAAGUUUGAGGACAUCAAGGAGCAAUCUGCAACGGGACUGAAGCACGCAAUAGAACAACACAAGUACACAGACAUACGUGUUGAUCUGAAACCAUCCCAUGUCAUUAUUCCACACGGGGGAUACUAUAAAAAGGGUGCUGUUAACAUUCUUGUCCUUGACCUUGGAAAUUUGAAGGUCAAUAGUGAGAAAAAUAAAGUUGGAGACAGCAAGUCCUUAGCUGUAGAAGACAUGAUGUCCAGGGCCUACGACAACUUCAAAAUCAAGCUGGAUCAGAUACAAAUAUUAUUCGCAAAACCAG
This is a messenger RNA of Saccostrea cuccullata (small rock oyster), 320 nucleotides long. RefSeq names its product intermembrane lipid transfer protein VPS13C-like. The record is from RefSeq and is a predicted model, not a curated record. Gene Ontology annotation, biological process: protein targeting to vacuole; protein retention in Golgi apparatus. Gene Ontology annotation, cellular component: extrinsic component of membrane. Lineage: Eukaryota; Metazoa; Mollusca; Bivalvia; Ostreida; Ostreidae. The transcript is spliced from 3 exons. The annotation marks the transcript as partial.